Molecule: messenger RNA, 6812 nt
Organism: Pecten maximus
Lineage: Eukaryota; Metazoa; Mollusca; Bivalvia; Pectinida; Pectinidae
Exons: 2
Coding region: 169-2232 (687 amino acids)
Molecular function (GO): protein binding
Source: RefSeq, a predicted model, not a curated record
UAUAAUAUGGCGCUUCCUCAUCAACAUAAGUAUCGAUUGCAUAGCCAAGCCAAUUGUGUCUGUCUUAUCAUUAUCAAUGCAAAGUGGUUAUUCUGAUUUUGAUCAAGAGUAACAUCAAGAAUGUGGACAAGAAGAGGAUGGGUUUAAAUCGCCAUAAAACACACAAGUAUGUCUCAUUACAUGAGAGCAGAGAAGAAACAGUUCUUCAGGAAUCCACAGGAUUAUAUCAUCAGGCCGUUGAUGAGACAACGGGAGACGGGGCAGCUAUGCGACGUCGUUCUCCGGAUAAAUGGAAGAGUAUAUCAUGCACAUCGUGCUAUAUUAGCACUAUGGAGCCCAUAUUUUCUAUCCAUGUUUACCUGUGAAAUGAGAGAGAAAUCCUCACGAGAAAUAGAUCUGACAGAAUCUCUCUUGCUAGAAGAUGAUUCCAUAUUCAGUAACGUGUUGGAUUAUAUGUACACUGGGUCACUGACGGUCAAUGUUUCCAAUGUUGAUGAUAUACUCAGAGUAUCAGACUUUUUACUCUUAGAUGACGUGAAAGAUUACUGUCAACAGUUUUAUCUUGACCUUGGUAACUUGGAUCUGAGUAAUUGUUUACGAGUGAAAUUUCUUACUGAAAACCACAAUUUACUUGAAGUAAGUGAAGCAUGUCAAAAGAUAAUUGAAUCUCGUUUCCACGACUACCUUAUCCAUAAUGAUGAAAUUCUAGAAAUUCCACCACCAUACCUUUUCCAGUUGUUAGAGGAUCCAAGAACAGUCCACCAGACAAGUUACAAUGAGUUAAAAAGACUGAUCACACGCUGGGUUGACUACUGUAAAGAAAGCAGGGAGAUGUACAAGAAUGAUCUGUGUGCCUGUAUCAAACUAUGGGUAUAUGACACUGGGGACAAUGCUACAACAGUUUUGGGACAAGGCAUAAAGCAGCGGGACCUGUCCAUCUUCAUGCAGUCUUCUCUCUCGGAUGCAAUCAGAAGAGAUGCUGAAGGACACAUGUCAUGCAUGCUGAAAGAAAAUGUUCUUCACGAGUCGAUUAGUGUGAACGAUACAAUUUGUCCAGUUCUGUAUACAGUGAUUUGCAACCAAGGUAUGAAAUUCCUAAGAAUUUUGGUCUAUAGCAUAUACAGUCAGAAAUGGUUUCAGUUUCCAAUUAGCAGUGAGAAACUUUCUCAAAUGAUACCAUCCAGACAAACAGUUUGUAGCCUUGUUGCCCACAGAAACUGCCUUUACAUGUACCUGUGUCCAAGUUUCCCUUACCCCUCUGACAUGUUAAAGAUCAACAUCUUGGUUGUUGACCUUCUGAAGGGGCAACCAGCAGUAUACUCAUUUCGCACUGCAGACUACUACAACCCAACAUACCGAACAACCCUGACCAACUACCGCUCAGUGCCACCAGCCGUGGCAGUGUGUGGCCACAACCUCUAUGUAAUCGGCAACAAGGAAGGGGCAGGCAACUUGUUUCAGUGCAGUCUAACCAAUCAUCAGUAUAAGUGUCAUCAGAUCCCUGGUGCCCGUUUCAUCAGUCUAGCAAGAGCAGCUGUCCGAAAUGACAGAUUCAUCUUUUUAUGGUUCCGUCAUCGCACUGGUCCUUCUGAGGAGUUCUGCAUAAAAAAAUCAGUUGGUUUUGUCAUGUUUGAUACAAAAUCAAAAGUGUUCAACUCCUGGGAGAUCUCUCCUCCUGAGAUUUCCUAUGAUGAUUUUGUGAAGCCAUACAUGUUGUGUGUCCGAGAUGACACAGUUCUCAUCUACCACCCUGGCAAACCUGCACUUGUCUUAGAUGAAGUCAGGUGUAAGUGGGUAACCUCCCUUCGCAAGGUGCCAACACCUGGAUUACUCACUGAUAAUUUAACUGACAUGUAUGGAUAUCAAAUACAGGCAGCCACCGACAACAGUAUUUUCAUACUCAACAACCCAGCACCAUACACAACUUCGCUGCAUGAGAUCAGCGAGAUGUAUCCCCAAACCAUCAUCCACAAACCGCCCCCAAUAGACAACAUCUCCUUGGUGACCUUUGGCUAUCUGACCAAGUCUGAUCUACUGGAGCUGGACACUGUGGAGUUGUAUGAUGAUGCCUAUGCAAAUGCUCUUCAGGUGACAAUGCGAUUCUCCGAUCCAGACACGGACGAUAGCGGUACUACUCACUCUGGGCAUGAUACAGACAAUGACUUUGAAUAUGAUGAUGAUAUAUAUGAUUAUGAUUAUGAUCUUGAUGGAGAGUUUGGCUUUUCACUGUAAUGUGAUCAUGAAUUUCCAUUGAAUUCAAUAUAUGUAUUAUGAAGUACUUCACGGGUAUUGUACGUUGUGAAAAUAACAGCACAUUUUAUUUUAAGAUAAAUGAUAACACUAACAAUACAAUUUUACAACCUCACAUGUUGGUGGAUUUUGAGGUCAAAACACACAAAAAAAAAGCAAAAAAAAAAAAAAAACCUCGCAUUAUAGGGCCUUGGAAUCCUGGUCACGGAAUGGUACACAAGUCCUGGGGAUCGAUCCUGAAGGUCACUGAAGGGUACACAUGUCUUGGGUAUCAAGGGCCUGGGAAUCCUGGUUACUGAAGCAUACACAGUCACAAGUCCAGAGGAUCCUGAAGGUUACUGAAGGGUACACAUGUACAUGUCUUGGGUAUCAAGGGCCUGGGAAUCCUAGUUACUAAAGGGUACACAAGUCCUGGGGAUUAAUUAUAUAUAUAAGGGCCAAUGAAUCCUGGUUACUGAAGGGUACACAUGUCUUGGGGAUCCUGAAGGUUACUGAAGGGUACACGUGUCUUGGGGAUCCUGAAGGUUACUGAAGGGUACACAUGAUUUUGGAAUCCUGGGUAGUGUUGGUAAAAAGUCCUGGUGACCGAGCUCGAGGGCCUUGGGAUACAGUCUGAUUACUGUUUGAUACGCAAGUCUUGGGGAUCCACCUGGCUACUGUUUAAUACAUAUAGGUAAGGUUGUGGGAAUCCAAGGGUAAAACAGACAUAGUGUACUAUUAAAAGCCAUGAAAGAUAUAAGCUUAAGUAUAUAUAUAGUAUUGGCAAGAAAAUAUACACAGGGUACAUUACACCAAGUAAAACUAUUCACAAAGUCAGUUUGUAUUAUACAUGUAUAAUUGGGUGUAAGAUAAUGAUAUUGUUAUUGUAAAAGUGUUUGCAGUUUUCCUAUAGUGCUGUACUGGAGCUUGCAGGGUAAAAGCUGUGUAUAGUGGGUCAGUCAAUGGCAGUGUUGUAAUAUCUGUUGUAUUUGUGCACUUGUAUUUGGAUAUUUGUAACACAUUAUGCAAUAUUUUUACAGCAGUAUUUUGGUUUUGCAAUUUGUACACCAUUAAUGCAAGUGUAGCUAUAUGAUUUUAUAAUUGAUAGGUGUGUAGCAGGACUGGGUCAGAUGACUGUCCGUGAUAUCUCUUUAGGAUCCAGAUAUGUUUAAAGUCUGGAGGCACGAGGUUCAAAUCUGGUCCAUUGCAUUUACCGUGUCCUGGUACAGGAGUAUUUAGAUUCAUGAUUAAUUGGACCUAGCCUCUUUUCAUUUUCCUUGUCCUAUAAUACAGGAUUAUUAAGAUUUAUGAUAAUUUGGAGGUAGCCUCUUCACAUUUUGCCUUAAGAUUUCAGGAUCUCAUUUGCAUUUAGUAUCAGAUUCAAUAUCUUACCCCAGACCUGUAGUAUUAUGUUGCUAAAAAGACAAUGUUUAUACUGACAUCAUGUGUUUUUAAACUUUAAAGAUAGAGCAAUUCCAACUCAGAGUGGAAAUACCAUAUAAAUCAUGUUAUGUAAAAUAAUCAAAUUAUAUUAAACAAACAUAUUUAUUCAGUAAUAAGUAAAUUUAUGUAAAUCUGUUAUGACAUCAUUUGUAUCAAUUUCCGAGAAAUUGAUAUUAGAUUUAAAUUGUAAGAAAAAAUUGUAAAAAAAAAAAGAACUGUCUUUAGCAGAUCAUGAGUUUCACAUAAUCAUCAGUUUUGUUGAAGCAUUUCUUUCAUAUAUUUUAUUUUUGUGUGCCAUAUAUAUGCUUUGCAAUGAGUUGACUAUUUGUACCAGAGUUGUAUCCCUUUGGAUAAGAUUGUCAAUGGAAAUGUUUAAAUUUUGACAGGUAAUGCCAUAAGAAGUCUUAGAUAGUAUCUACAAUAUUGUAGAUAAAUCAGAUUGUCAAAUAAUUCCCAGGACCUUGUGGUCAUAACGUGCAGUGUUGUAAGAGUGGACCAUGUUGAUUUAGAUAAUGUGAAUUUAUGAAUGAGAUACCGGUAACUAAUUUAUUUUGAAAGUUAGAUUUCACUUGUUUUAUAUAUAGUCUACACACAUUUAUAUUCACACUUUACUUGUACACAUGACUGUGUUGGAUACAUUUGUAUCAUUCAGUAAUAUACUACACUGUCUUGUGAUAAUCUGAUAAUUCUUUUGUUAUGACAAGGUCAGUAUCGGACUAUCCAAUAUUUAAAAACAGUCCUUCUAAUUUUAGGAAUACUGUAUGUACAAUUUUUUUUUCUUUUUACCUUUUCAAUUGGCUAUUAUCCUGUAUCCCUUUGUAUGCAGAUUAUACUGGUUUAGUGUUUAUUUAUUUAUUUCUUUUCCAAAUUAACUGUUUAAUGAAUCAGAUAUCUCAUAUCUCUUCAUAAUUGUGCACUCUGCCUAUAUUGCUGGAAGUACUAGUGUUCCUGUAUUGGAUUUGACACCAUACAAUUCCAGGUGAAGAAAUCAGAAUUUUUCUAUGUUUUAAAUGAUGUACGGAAGGCCCAACAUUAAAAUCACAAAUAACUGAGUUUCCUCUUUUGGAGAAAAUAUUAUUUCAUUUUUAUUGAAUAUAAAAAAAUUAACCUUGUCUUCCUUUAUAAAUAUUUAUUUGGUGUAAAAGCAAAGUCAUUAUGCUGAUUCUAGUUAAAGAAUUCUUGUUCUGAAAGUUCCACAGCAGAGACAUAUUAGUGUCAUCCUAUAUAUAUACGGUAUACAAAUGUAUAUAUAUAUAUACAUAUAUAACAUUAGCAAGGGGAGGUAACUUUGAUGAUCACCCAUUUGUGUUGAUUUACCAAUCAUGUAUGUAUGUGCUUAAUGUGAAUUUUAAAAACCCUUUUUACAUUUACAAUGCUUGCAUGUUCAUUGACAUACUCAACAUUAAUGACUGUUUUGCAAAUCCAUUCAAUGUUAUUUUAAUUGGUAGUGAUAUUGUGGUAACAAUAAUCUCACUGCAUAUAUAAAGUAUAAUUUUUAUUCUAUUGUUGACAAGCUUAUGAAGCACCAAGUCAUCAUCUGUUGUAAUGAUAGCUGAACAUGUGCUAGCAAAGUCAGUACCAGGUAUCUGUAUAUUAUAUGUAGCUGUAAGUCAGCACCAGGUAUCUGUAUAUUAUAUGUAGCUGUAAGUCAGCACCUGGUGUCUGUAUAUUAUAUGUAGCUGUAAGUCAGCACCGGGUGUCUGUAUAUUAUAUGUAGCUGUAAGUCAGCACCAGGUAUCUGUGUAUUAUAUGUAGCUGUAAGUCAGCACCGGGUGUCUGUAUAUUAUAUGUAGCUGUAAGUCAGCACCAGGUAUCUGUGUAUUAUAUGUAGCUGUAAGUCAGCACCGGGUGUCUGUAUAUUAUAUGUAGCUGUAAGUCAGCACCAGGUAUCUGUAUAUUAUAUGUAGCUGUAAGUCAGCACCUGGUGUCUGUGUAUUAUAUGUAGCUGUAAGUCAGCACCGGGUGUCUGUAUAUUAUAUGUAGCUGUAAGUCAGCACCGGGUGUCUGUAUAUUAUAUGUAGCUGUAAUAAGUCAGCACCAGGUAUCUGUAUAUUAUAUAUAACUGUAAGUCAGCACCUGGUGUCUGUAUAUUAUAUGUAGCUGUAAUAACAGUCAGCACCAGGUAUCUGUAUAUUAUAUGUAGCUGUAAGUCAGCACCAGGUAUCUGUAUAUUAUAUGUAGCUGUAAGUCAGCACCUGGUGUCUGUAUAUUAUAUGUAGCUGUAAGUCAGCACCUGGUGUCUGUAUAUUAUAUGUAGCUGUAAGUCAGCACCUGGUGUCUGUAUAUUAUAUGUAGCUGUAAGUCAGCACCGGGUGUCUGUAUAUUAUAUGUAGCUGUAAGUCAGCACCGGGUGUCUGUAUAUUAUAUGUAGCUGUAAGUCAGCACCUGGUGUCUGUAUAUUAUAUGUAGCUGUAAGUCAGCACCAGGUAUCUGUAUAUUAUAUGUAGCUGUAAGUCAGCACCAGGUAUCUGUAUAUUAUAUGUAGCUGUAAGUCAGCACCAGGUGUCUGUAUAUUAUAUGUAGCUGUAAUAACAAAGUCAGCACCGGGUGUCUGUAUAUUAUAUGUAGCUGUAAGUCAGCACCGAGUGUCUGUGUAUUAUAUGUAGCUGUAAUAACAAAGUCAGCACCGGGUGUCUGUAUAUUAUAUGUAGCUGUAAGUCAGCACCUGGUGUCUGUAUAUUAUAUGUAGCUGUAAGUCAGCACCAGGUGUCUGUAUAUUAUAUGUAGCUGUAAGUCAGCACCUGGUGUCUGUAUAUUAUAUGUAGCUGUAAGUCAGCACCGGGUGUCUGUAUAUUAUAUGUAGCUGUAAGUCAGCACCAGGUAUCUGUAUAUUAUAUGUAGCUGUAAUAACAAAGUCAGCACCGGGUGUCUGUAUAUUAUAUGUAGCUGUAAUAACAGUCAGCACCUGGUGUCUGUAUAUUAUAUGUAGCUGUAAUAACAAAGUCAGCACCAGUUGUCUGUAUAUUACAUUUCUGUGAUUUAUUCUGUGUACUUUAAUGAGGAAGAGUUCUUUCCAUUAGAAUUCUGGGUAUUUCUAGUCAUUUACAUCACCUGUUUAAAUCUUUACAUGUAUCACAGUGGCAUAUUUUCUAUUGUUUCAAGUUAUUGAUGUUACUGAAAAUACAAUGGUUUGUGAAAUA